CAACGCCCCAGAAGAUUUACAAUAAUAACAUAAAAGUUUAGAACACUGUGAUGAAGCGGCGUGUUCUUCGUGCACAUGCUAACAAGCGCCAACUACGAUUAAUUUUUACAACGAAUCACCUCUCUAAUCCAAACAUAUUUCACGUCCUAUGUGAUGCUUCUUUCUUAAGGACUGUUAUUCAUUCGUACUGGAGUAGUCACAACGGUGGGGAUGAGGAUGACUUCCAGUCAGGAGGGGUAGGAGGAGUUAUGGCAUUUAUGCAGGAUACGGUUGUAAGUGCAUUCAAUAUCAUUGAUAAUCACCACUUGCCGGCUUCCAAACCUCUAAAGGAAACUUAUAGGAAGUGUCGCCUCAAUGAACGCAAGAAAAAGGCUUGUAACAAUUUUUCAUCAGUCAUAACCGUGAAAUUCUAUUACUUACCAGAGACAGAGAUCGCGCUCCGUCGCAUGAUGGCAAAUAGCAACAGUAGAGACGACACAAAGGCAACGGUCAAUGCACUCUUUGCAAAUGUUGAAGGGGCCUCACCGGCGCCAUCGCAACACAGGAAAUCAGCAAAGCAACACGCCCAUUCAUUUAGGCCCAUACAUAAUAGUAAAACGGAAAGAGAUGGUGACAAGGUCGUUCGUGCUCUCUUUUUGGGAAUGACAAAGUUAACCCAUACCAACAGAAUCAUCGAAAAGGAAGGCGAGAAUCCAAGACAGGUUGCGGCCUCAACUAAAGACGAUCAUAAUACGUCGAAAACUGUUUGUAAUGAAGUCAAAGUAAUUGAGGCUUUUGCCAGGCAAUACUGUUCCCAUGAGCGCGGCUGCAGUUACCCUGGCUGGCAUGCAUCGGUGCUGUUCGAAUUGUCCACGCCAUCGCCAGCAAAAUUUUUCUUUAUUGCAACACAGAGUCAUGAUAUGCGUCGUCGUCUGCCAGCACAGGCAGCACUGCUGCGCUGGGCACAUAAUCCCGAUUGUGUGUGGAUUGAGCUCAAGUCUGCUACGUAUUCGUACCCAGACGAUUCUGUGCACUCGGUCACUCAUGAUGGCGCCGGAGGUCAGGCAGGUCCCUCCAGGUUCAAUGGGGCUGAGCUGAGCCGCCUAUCAGCUGCUGAUAUCGCCUUUAUGAUGCACUUGGGAGUCCUUCAAGGUGGAACAGGAUGUGGACGAAAGGCAAUGCCGUCGAAUUCGGUAUCACACUGCGAUCCCAUCAAUGAAAGUUCUAAGGUGUCCAAAUCAGAGGUAGCGGGGGAAGUAAACUCGCACAUGGGAGAGGCUUCCCUACCUUGUGAUGUCGAACACUCCCCAGCUGUUGGGAAUCGGAAGCGCAAAAGGCAACGUAACCCCAAUCCGCUCUCGAUGAAGAAGAAGCAGAAGCGUGAAUCUUUUCGCAUUAGAUGA
This is a messenger RNA of Phytomonas sp. EM1, 1382 nucleotides long. NCBI's taxonomy places the organism in Eukaryota, Euglenozoa, Kinetoplastea, Trypanosomatida, Trypanosomatidae. The record is from the annotation of a GenBank genome assembly.